GUGAUAGUGGGAUAUUUAGGACAAGAGCAAAACGUCCAAAAUCCAGGAGAGCAUUGGACCCGGUCACCUCAUUAUUAUAACAACUAUAACAAGCCAGCCAAGGUUCCCACUUCCCGACAGAAGCCAUGAAAGAAUCGAAUUGAAAUUUCCGCCCUCCCCAAAAUAUAGGGCAUCAAAUACGCCAUUUUUGCUUUCUUCAAGCCUUCUUCCUUUCCUACCACUCUUCUCCUUUUUACGCAAUCAUACAUCUUCCCACUUUCUCUCUCUUUUCACCCAAUUAUAAUUUUGACAUUAUUAUCAAUUAAUUGACGCCAUUUUCAAGCGAAUUUGUGGUAGUAUACUUAGUAUUCGUUGCUUUUCAUUACUAGAUCUGACUUCUGUGGAUAAUUUUUGCAUGUUGAGCAUAGAAUGAUAUAUUUGACAAUUACAUUGUUGUGAUUGACGAAAGAUGGGAUCCGGGAGCAGCAAAACGCAUCGUGUUGAGGGUGGUUCGGCGUCCUCUGGUUCUUCCACGUCCUCGUUUUCAUCGGCAUUUUCUACUUCAACUGGAAGUAGGAUCAAGAAACGAGGAGUUUUUAGCUCCACAUGUCUCGGAUCGUCAUCCCGAGCUUACGACUCUGACGACGGCGAUGAUGAUCAGGUAUCAGAUUAUCACAGUGAAGUUAGUAGGGCAAGAUUGCAAGAAGUGAAAGUGGAUUGUUACCAAACAUCUAAAGUUAAUGGACCUGAUAACAUGCCUUGUGUAUCUUCUAAUAUAGAGCUUCGGGAAUGGGAUCAUGGAAAUGAAACAGACAGUGGCAGUAGGGCUGAUGGAAGUUCGUCUCAAGUCUUCUCUGGCCAACAUUUGAAUCAUUCAAGUCGAUUUUUAUCUCGCUUCAGUUUUGUCCCUGGUAGUGUUAGCUUUAGGCUCAGUAGAGCUGCUAGUGUGGGGUCAUCAUGCGAUUAUCCUUCUUCUCCUAUGAACUUUUCUGUUUCAAGUGGUGAAGGGGAUCACUUGCCUGGAAUAUCACAUCACUUGAUUAGCAGUCAUGAAAAUCAAACUAAUAGCAGUCUGAAUUCUUCACGCCUUACCAGUGCAUCGGUUGGAUCACAUGGUAAUUCAUCUGUAAAUUUGGUCCAGCUUCAUGCAAGUUCUACUUUGUCUGGUUCCUUGCAAGAUAACCAGGUCCUCUCUGCACAAAAUUUGGUGAAUAACCCCGAUGUCUCUCUUGGAAGUCAUAUAGAUGUGGAAGGGUUGAACAGGAGAACUGUCGACCAUCGAAAUGGUGCCCGAGAACAAGCAGACAGGAAUGUUCGUUUUAGUAGAACCUUGAGUGUUGGAAGGCUUCGUGAUAGGGUUCUACGGAGACCAUCUUUUUCAGACAUGACUCUUUCUCCUUUGCAGCAAGACAGGGUCGCUGCUCCUGAAGGAAAUGCUGUUGACUCUCUGAUGUCUUCUCCUUAUCCGCUGUCUGGCAUGCAUCACUCUUAUUAUACUAGUCAAAAUAAUGACAUCAAUGUGUCACACCUUAGAGAAGGCAGAAAUCAUGAUUUACUAGAGAAUAGAUCAACUUUCUUGGAACGACGUAGAAGAAUAAGGUCUCAGGUACGUGCUCUUCAGCGUUUGGGAAGCCGUUUUGAGAAUCUAUCAGCGCAUGAGAGUUAUUGUAUUCUGUCAGGACAGCAUCAGAAUGGCCAUUGCUCAUGUCGCAUCAGUUCCAGAGACUCUAAUACAAAUAAUGAUGGUGGUGCUCGAGCUAGUAUAUCGAGAAUCGUUAUGCUAGCUGAGGCUCUGUUUGAGGUUCUGGAUGAAAUUCACCAGCAAUCAGUGGUGUUAUCGUCUCGACCCUCUGUAUCAUCUAUUGGAUCAGUUCCAGCACCCAAUGAGGUUGUAGAAUCCUUGCCUGUAAAAGCAUACACAAAGUCAACAAAGUUUCAGAACGAGGAGGUUGCACAAUGUUACAUAUGUCUAUUGGAGUACGAGGAAAGUGAUGAGAUGCGCAUACUGCCUUGCCAUCAUGAGUUUCAUAAGAAGUGCAUUGACAAGUGGCUUAAGGAAGUUCAUAGGGUAUGUCCACUUUGCCGUGGAGACAUUUGCCGAGCUGAAUCAUUACGUGCCGGGAGUGGAGACAGCCGUUAGUGUUCUUCAUACAAUAGAACAGUGUACAAACAUAUAAUGUUUGUUCAAGCUCUCUGGAAUACAUAUCCGCGUCAGUGCAUGCUCAGGAGAUUUGUGAUUCUUCUGCUCGGAUUUUUAUUUCCUCAACAUUUUGACUUGAGUCACUUGGAUGAAGAAAGCAAAUCAAGUUAUAACAUCAAGUUCUCUACUUGUUCAAAUCUCUGAUUUCCGCCCACGUAUAUUCAGCAAGAGAAUACAACCGAGGAAGGAUAGUUUGGAUUGAGAUGGGGAAAGGAAAUCAAUGCUCAUUUGCGGGUGUCUAGUUCCCAAAAUUUUAUGAACAAUCGCAAUCUUAUGUGAAUGAUGUACUUAGAAAUUUCGGGUCCAAUCAUUUGCUUUGUUUUUGUUGGGUAACCUUGUGUAUAUUGUACAAUCAGGAGCUGAUUUCAUCUGUAUCUUGUAGCUGUGUAACAUUCAACUUCAACCAUACUUGAUUCUUUUAAUGCUUACUUCAGCAAUCUUCCUAACAGCCAAUAUUUUCAUGUA
Amaranthus tricolor (Joseph's coat) is the source of this 2644-nucleotide messenger RNA. RefSeq lists its product as uncharacterized. Bases 449 to 2119 code for a protein of 556 amino acids. The record is from RefSeq and is a predicted model, not a curated record. Lineage: Eukaryota; Viridiplantae; Streptophyta; Magnoliopsida; Caryophyllales; Amaranthaceae. The transcript has 6 exons.